Pantherophis guttatus is the source of this 6920-nucleotide messenger RNA. RefSeq lists its product as uncharacterized. Gene Ontology annotation, molecular function: GTPase activator activity; small GTPase binding. NCBI's taxonomy places the organism in Eukaryota, Metazoa, Chordata, Lepidosauria, Squamata, Colubridae. Gene Ontology annotation, biological process: regulation of GTPase activity. The record is from RefSeq and is a predicted model, not a curated record.
GUCCCAAAUUUCGCUUCCUCAACUAUAAAGCGAGCAAAGGAGGGAAGAAAAAGGGCUGGGAACGCAGCCUCGCCAGAAAGCGGGAUAGGGGGAAACUACACUUCCCAUGACCCUUCAACAGCGCAUGCGUGGCGCGGUCUUGCCAAGCGCGCCUCCGGGAGGAGAAACUCGAAGCGCCGCGGACAGCAGCGGGUUGCUCCUGAUCGGGGCUCGCUUUGCAUUGGGCGAGGCGGCGGCGGCGGCGGUUGGCGCCGUUCAUUACUCUUCUUCUGGCGACCUCGGCGGCGGCGGAGGAUGGAAGAGCGGCGAAGAGGAGGAGGAGGAGGAGGAAGGCACGGCAGACGGAGCAGCGCGGACCCCUCUCUCGGUUUGAGAGAAACCAAAUGAAGAUAAGAUUUCAAGAUUGUGGAAUGUAUGAUAAAGAGUGAGAAUGACCAAACUAAAGACUGCUUGAAACCAUCAGCAGCAAACGGAGGAGCAGUUUUGCAGGCACAUGUUGUGCAUUUGGAAUGUUUCCUGUUGGUAGCAUCAAGAGGGAGAGGCCAUCCAGAGCCUCAACAGGUGCAGUGUAAGACAUACCAGCCAUCAUAGCUUUUGACAUGAAGAAAGAUAUAGAUGCUUUAAUAGCAGAAGAAAGGGCAGAAAUCAUUGCUAAGUAUGAGAAGGGAAGGCAAGAUGGAACUCAGAUUGAUCCAUGGGAAGAUGCUGACUUUGCUCUUUACAAAGUUACAGACAGAUUUGGGUUUUUGCAUGAGCAUGAGUUACCAAUUCAUAGUGCUCUGGAAGAAAAGCAAAAAGCUCAGGAGAUUGAAAGAGUGGACAAAUGGCUGAAGAUGUUAAGAAAGUGGGGAAAAUACAGAAACAGUGAAAAGAUGUUCCGCAGAGUUUAUAAAGGGAUUCCCCUCCAAGUACGAGGUCAAGUCUGGUCACUCUUACUGGAUAUUGAAAAGAUUAAGAUGGAGAAUGAAGGGAAGUAUGAGAAAAUGAAAGAACAAGCCAGAAGCUUCUCAUCAGAAAUCAAACAAAUAGAUCUGGAUGUCAAUCGCACUUUUCGAAACCACAUCAUGUUUCGGGACCGCUAUGGAGUAAAACAGCAAGCUUUGUUCCAUGUCCUGUCAGCUUACUCUGUUUACAACACGGAAGUGAGUUACUGCCAGGGCAUGAGUCAGAUUGCAGCUAUCUUGUUGAUGUAUUUGAAUGAAGAGGAUGCCUUUUGGGCCCUGGCACAACUGCUUACCAACCAGCGGCAUGCAAUGCAUGGAUUUUUCAUUCCUGGGUUUCCAAAGUUGCAGAGAUUCCAAGCUCACCACGAAGCAAUCCUAAACAAGCUUUUCCCAAAGUUGAAGAAACACUUGGAUAAGGAGCAGAUGUUGACAGGAAUUUAUACAACUAAGUGGUUCUUACAGUGCUUCAUUGACCGGACUCCGUUUACGCUAACUCUGCGGCUGUGGGAUAUUUACAUCCUGGAAGGAGAGCGGGUUCUUACAGCUAUGGCAUACACCAUUCUCAAACUGCAUAAAAAACGCUUGUUGAAAAUGAGCCUCGAAGAUCUGCGGGAAUUUCUGCAAGAAAAAAUUGCUGCUUCUCUGCAGUUUGAAGAUGAUAUUGUAAUUGAGCAUUUACAAGCAUCCAUGGCAGAACUGCGUAAAAUGAAAUUUGAUCUUCCACCUCCAGCAAAAUCUGAAGAAUUCCCAAAAACACCCCUGGGGAUGGAACUUUCUCUAAAUCUACUCUCAAUGAAAUCCAGCAUAGCCAAUAAUGGUCAGAAAACGGUCGUCAGUGACUUCAACAAUGAUAAAGAUGUCAUAAUACAAUCUUCUCCAGAUAAAAAUCCUCAUUGCCUGAAUGAAGGAAUUGAUAACUCAAAUAUGGCAAUACAGGAAAGAGCUUCUCCAGAGCACAAUGGAACAGCCUUGCAGAACAAACUGGCGGAUAUGCAUAACAAUCCUUUCCAAAGACUUCCACCAAAUGAAAUCUUUGAAACUGAGGAGUACCAAAGGGAAGAAAGUGCUGAUAAAAUAUCUUCAGUGGAGAAUCCUAUAAUACUUGAUAACAUUCAGACAGUGGUGGGAGAUCAACAUGUGGCUUCAGACAGUGGGAAGGAUAAUUCAUUAAAAAGCAGUAACUCUGAGAAGUGCAGCUUACAGGAAAACAAACACAUUCCUUUAGAUGACAGGGACCACAUUAUUCCCCCUGUGCUACAAGCUCAGACAACAAACAAUUCUGCCUGGGAGUCCGACUUGCAGGGUCAGCCCUUGGAAGCUGACCUGUCUAUCAGCCACGACAGUACAACUUCGUUAACAAGAUCGGAGUCACUGCAUCACUUGGACUCAGCACCCUCUGUGCAAAAUGCAGCUGCUCUUGAGCAAGAGAGCACAACCUGCUCCUCUGAAGAUUUAGCAUCUGAAGGUGCUGCCUUGCUUAAAGAUGAUUUACAGCAUCCCCCAUGUAUAGAGGCAUCUUCUGCAGCAGGACACGGCCUCUUUAUACCGCACGGCGUGCCAGGAAAUCUAGUAGUGCCAUGUAGAGAGAGGACAGCUGCUGCUCUCUCUCCUCCCUUCCAAGAUGGCCAGCGACGGCCUUCUAACGUAUCUCAGUAUGAUAACCUGUCUGAAAAUGAAGAGGAAGAAAAACAGGUGCCCGCUUCUAAGAAAUUGGCAGAUUCAAUACCACAAACUGAACUCUGCACACCAGUAUUAAAGUCUUCUAUACCCAAGUCUGCCUCACUUGGGGAGAUAGACAAUCUCCAAAGGCAAACCCAAGAAGUGACAGAUUUGGCAGAACUGCCAAAAAUUGAUGGCCAGCUCACCUCAUUCCCCAUGCUGCCACAUUCCAAACGAUUGUCUGGGGGAGGCAGCGUGCCGGUCCUUUCUGAGCCUGGCUGUGAUGCCCUCUUGCUGCCUGGAAGCCUCCAAGCCCGGCCUACUUCGUCUCCUGUGUUGCAGGAUCAGCACAGCCCCUUCAGAAUUAUUAAAACCACCACCCCUCUUCAUUUGGCUUACGCCACGGAGCAAGACUGCUUGAGCAAAAAGCAGGUGGCUCUCCCUUUGCCAGAAACCAGCCACUGUCAUACAGCAGAUGGCAAAAAAUACAACCUUGUCCCUGGGGAAGCUGAGGUAGCCGGUGAUUGUGUUCAGAAGUUGAAAAAUGUUCCAGGUGGUUCACCUGCAUUUCAGAAACCAAAAGUACCACCCAAGAUUUUCAAAGCACAUUCAGAGAAUACGUUCUCUUCAAGCUGUUCCCCCAUGGGGCAAAUGUCUAAAUCAGUCACAUUCUAGAAUUACCGAGAAAGCGGAAAUUUGGGUCACAUAAUGGUUUCCAUAAGAGUUUGGAAAGGAAGGCAGAGCCUGAAGCAAAAUUAGGAAGGUGAUCACUUCAUUCAUCAAAAUGUAUUCAGGAAUUCAGGUUAAAGUUCACAGGCCAGGCUAGGCUGGCAGCUAAAGGCUGCAGAGAGCUUCUGACAAGAUUUGGGUUGUUUUCCAAAGUAUUUGAAUUAUAUGUCUCAUUAUUUCCUCGCUAGGUAAACAUUUUUAACAGAUUUAACUUUCUAAAAACAUCAGUGUUUCCAAACCCUUGUAGCUGACAAAUGAAAGACAUAAUUCAGAAGAGCAGCGAGUCCAAAUGGAGUUACUUUAGGAAGAAGAAACCAGUCAGUUCCAAAUUUGGGCCAGUAAUACUCUCCCCCACCCCCCCAGUAGCAAUAGUAAUGUUGUUUUUGUUUCAAUUUAGUACUGUAGCUAAUAUACUAUUACAUAUGAGCCUGUGCAUACUGUAUAUGCCAGGGAAGUUAAUUUUCAUAGCAUCUAUGCAUAUCAAGCACACAUCAUAUGUGUGUCCUUUCACUGAAAUCAGACAAUUUGACAUGCCUUUUUAAAGCUUUGGUUCCUCUCGUUCCACCAUACCUCCUUGUGUACAGUGAUGACAUUUAUUAAAGAGGAAGGAGAUCUCCAGCACUCCGUUCAGUUGAACUUUUCAAUAUGUUACAGACACGUGUAGCUUCAGAGAGAAUCCAGAUAGUGAGGUAGAUGGUUUGCAAUAUGCUAUCCGGUGUUUUAAGUUUGCUCAAUUCUCAACUUGUUUAUGAGCAUGGAUCCUCUAAGGUAGGGGUCUCCAACCUUGGCAACUUUAAGACUUGUGGACUUCAAUCCCGGAAUUCAGCUUUGCUGGCUGAGGAAUUCUGGGAGUUGAAGUCCACAAGUCUUAAAGUUGCCAAGGUAGGAGACCCCUGCUCUAAGGAUCCAUAACAGGAAGUAUUAGUUUGGAAUGCAAGAAGUGUUCUGAUUGCACUACAAUGCAACUUUCACAUCCUAAGGAAGUUGUGACAUUUUACUUGCCCUCAUGCCAUUGCCAUCCCUUUGGAAAUACUCUUUUACUUUAGGUGAGUAUUGUGUUGAUUAAUAAACAGUUCUUGCCCUGAUAUUAGAAGAAGAAAAAUAUUGGUAGCUAAGACAGUUCCUCAAAGUGGUCUUUGAUCAAGUUUAUAACUUUCCUAGCUGCUACACAGUUGUGAAAGUAAUACAUCUCCGUUUCUCCAGGAUGCAGUUCCAAAUGGAACUACAUCCUGGAGAAACGGAGAUGCAUUAUUUUCACAAGGGUAAAGAUUCAAAGCUUUUAUUUGACCUAAUCCAGUUGAGAUUUUCCUCAGAGCAUGCAAAAUUCAUGGCUGCAUUGGUAGCCGUUAAAUUUAACAGAAGCAAAAGAUGGGAUUCUCUUUGUUUUUGUUUUUUUCCCUUUGAUGAGAAAUAUUUUGUACUCCGGGUUUUCAGUUUUCCUAUAAUUAUGCUUCCUUUUGUUUUUAAUAAGGUGUGAUAACACAUUCAGACUAUUGUAAUUCUGCAGUGCAUGCUUUUUUUUUUUUUUUUUUUACAUCAGUUACGUUUUGCAGCAUUGGAUGCACAUUAAAUACCUUCAUGCCUUAAAUCUGUGACGCACGUUUCCCACUGCAAGAAUAACUAAUGGACAAUUCAAGGAAUUCUAAUAAGCAAAGUGUAGUGUUACUUUAAGAUGCCAAGAAAGGGAGCCUAGUGUUUAUUGUAAAGAGAGGUGGCAAUUCCAUGCCCAUCCAGAUUCUGGGCUCCAAUUUGCAUGUCCUUAGGUUUCGGAUGAUGGGAAAUGUACUUCAAGAACAUGUAAAGAGUACAAUGUUAUCUAGGGGAAGGAGCAGACCUUCCUCCAUUUGAGCUUGGACAAUUGAAUAUUUUUAAUUUAUGCAUAUAUUUUAUCUUGUGUUCUGCCCUAUACCUACCCAGGCAGCACCAGACUAGAAAAUGUUCUUUGCUGAGGUUAUUUUUUCUUUUUGGUUUUUUAGUUGUUGCUUUUUUUUUUUUAGCUUAGCUGAUGUCCAAGUUAAAGAAAUGUUGGUCUAGAUUUCCCAACGGGCUCAAAUGUCGCACUCGUAACCUGAUGCCCAAUUUCUGGAACAGGAUGAGGUUUAGAAUUGCAGAAAGGGCAAGUUGCAUUCCUCUGUGUAGAAGACACCCGAGUGUCUUCUUUUAAAGCAGCAACGCCCAUUUGGUUGGGCCUUUUCCCUUAUGCUGUUCUGUGUCUGUCUGUCUGUUGCAGAAGGAGAGGAGAUGCACCUCAGUACUUCAAAUCUGGCAAUCGAGCAAUUCACUUCUGUCACCCUUUGCUUGCCAGCUGCCUUGGUGGCCUCUCACUUUUGUCCGUAAGCAAAUUUUAUACCAGAGAAACACAGGAAGGUAGCUUUGCAUUCUGGACCUUUUUCACUUGCUCCCAAAUAGAAACUGAUUACCUUUUUCAGCCCCAGACUGGUGGAGAUUCACUUUUAAGGGCCUUCUUAUGGCCCUUCAGUUGCUAUAGUCUCCUAAUUUUCUUCCCACAGACAUAGGAGAAGGACAUUGGCGCCACUCCCCACUGUACUUGAGCAAGACUGUUGCUGAAUUGUGGGGCCAGGGGCAAAGCUUGUGUCUCCAGUAGAGAGGCAUCUGAUAGGAAAUUGUGCUGUUUAAAAAACAAAACUGCCCAUCACCAUCCAUAUCACAGGCCUUAUUCAACAUAUAGCUGCAAUGUUAACACACUUCCCAUUCUGCAUAGUUGCCUUAGUACUGGCUGACUCAUUGGCUAAUUAGAGCUAUAUUUUCCCAAGUACAAAAAGGAGUAUUUAAUGGUCAGAAAAAUCAGCUCUUCUCCAAAUGCUAUUUCAUAGGAAAAUAUUGAUGUCCUUCAGAACACAAAAACAAAAGCUUCCACAUAUUUCUGGCUGGAUGUCUUUUGUUUUUGAGGAGGGGUUUUUUGUUUGUUUUUGUUUGCAAAAGAGACCAAAGACUUGAAACUCCAGGGCGAAGCACCCUACUAAAAUGUUGAACUGUAGCUGAAAGAGAUCCAGAAGCUCCUAUUCUUUGAAAGCAUGGACUAUGACCGGAAGACAAAUAAUCUGCUUAUGUACCUCCAAAAGAUAAAGCAUUUUUUGAUUGAGUAGUCUCUUUGAAGCCAAUCCAGAUGCCAAAACAAUUUACCCACAAAAUUUAAUUUCAUCAGCAUGUCUUUUAAGUGGAAUGAAGUCCAAGAAAGGAACAUCCUUAUUCUCAAGGCAAUAAUGUAUCCUCUUUAAUAUUAGGGAAGACAAUACUUUGAAUCCAGAGAACAACACACAUAAUACACAAACCUAUUUGGCCAUGCAGAGGUUAAUCUUGUGUAAUGGUAUUAAUCUUGUGUAAAGUUACAGAAGAAAAUUUGUUUCCUAAAUGAAAGUAGUUACUGCCUAGAGGGUGAGACAGGUUACUCAUCCAUGUGCAUAUUAUUUAAAAUUGUACCUGUCUUAUUUAUGUUAGCAAUUCAAAUAUAGCUUUACAUGUAGGCAUGUAUCACGCUGCAUACUGUAUUAUGAAAAGAUAUUCAUAUGAUUACAGUUGAGCAGAUGUUUAAAAUCUGAAUAAACUAUAGUUUUAGAUGUGCUUUAA